GAAAUGUCGUAAAAUGGUCGUAAAUAUGUGUUUGCGUUUUGUUUUGUUGAAAUGUCGUAAAAUGGUCGUAAAUAUGUGGUUAUGUUUUGUUUUGUUAAGUUUCGGUUUCGUUACUUCAUAAAAGAAAAAAAAUAAAGAGGCGUGUUCUCAAGCCAGCUGUUCCCUCAGGCCCAGAAUCGUCGUUUUCAGGAUGGAGUCGAGCGUUUCUAAAUUAAUCACCGAGAUUUUGUGCGAAAACCACGGCUGUCUGGACUUCGAGCAGCUGAACGAGCUCGCGCAAAACAAUUUCGGCUUCAAGGCAGAAGAGUUGCGGUCCGUUCUCUUCGACGACGGUAAAAUAGCGAUUCGAGAGGGCAAACAGCAGGUCCUGCCUGGCGGAGACGAGCUCAGGCCAGACAGCCUGGUUGUGGCUAAAACUACCCUGAGGCUUUGUCAGAGAAAGCCCGGAGAGUGCUCGGGGUGUCAUGGCUUACACCUGUGCAGGUAUUAUGUUUGCGGAGGAUGCACGUAUGGAGAAAGGUGUAAAAAUUCACACAGUCUGGCUACUCCGUACAAUGCAACACUUUUGAAAAGAAGUGGUCUUCAGGGUCUGACGGAGAAACAGCUGUUCCAGCUGUUGCUGCAGAAUGAUCCAUUUCUGCUUCCCGAGAUAUGCCCACAUUACAACAAGGGUGACGGUCCGUUUGGCUCCUGCAAGUUCACCACCUCCUGCACAAAGCUCCAUGCCUGCCAGCACUUCUUCCAGGGUCACUGUAGAUUUGGAGCUUCGUGCAAGAGAGCCCACUGUAUUGACGCACGCGCAAUGAAGCUUUUUCAGAAAUUCAGCCCAGAGAACGUUCAAAACCUUUACAAGAUCUACAGAAAUAAAUUAAUCAUCAUGGACCAACAGUCCAGGCAGGCUGUUGUAGUCCCAAUGCUUUCAAAGAUGAAGGUCAGUGUUCAGACACUGCCCACCAACCCUGCAUCUCCCACCAAAGCCAAACCUACAAGUGAUGCUGAGAGGAAUGAAAUCUGCUUGUUCAAUAUUCGAACUAACUGCAGUUUCAGAGAGAGUUGUGUCCGUGUCCACUGGCACCUGCCUUACAAAUGGGAGGUUUCCGACACAAACGGCAUGACUUGGAAAGACGUGCCCGAUAUGGAAGAUGUUGAGAAAGCGUUCUGUGACCCAGCACGUGAUACAAGCUGCGUGGAUCAACAACUGCAUACUGCAGGAUUUUUCAGAACAGUUUUUCUGGGAUCUGCGUCUAACAUUAAGCCAUGUGUUGACUUUAAAACAAUGUCCUAUGGAGGGUCUCCGGUUCGUCGCCUGUCCACGGCCUCUUCUGUCUUACAUCCCCCCCACUUCAUCCUGACAACACAGUGGGUUUGGUACUGGAAGGAUGAGAACGGGUCAUGGCUGGAGUAUGGAAAGGGUGAUGGAGCCACAGUCAAUUCUCAGACACUUGAGAAGCUGUACCUGGAAAACAGCGACUCUAAGACUUCUUUCCAAGCUGGCAAACAUCAGUACCAUCUCUACUUUAAAGGUGCAGCGGGAAGYCAGCAGAUGUUUCAGGAGAAUAUUCAGUACAAAACCAAGAGAGAGGUCAGGCGGAGGCCUCGCUUUGUGUCUGCCGAUGAUGUGAACAAGCUCAAAUGUGCACCAUCACAGAGCUCCAGCAGCUCUUCCACAGCUGAAAGCAUCCCAUCACACUGGGAUAAGACAAAUCUGCCUGAUUUGGGAUACAAGCUUGUGCCUCUUUCCAAUUCUCCUAAAGAGCUCAAUAUGAUUGAGAUGCUGUUCAAACGCACCCUGCCGCUCAGUAAAAUUACCAGCAUUCAAAGGAUUCAGAACCCAUCUUUGUGGAAAAUCUUUUAUUGGCAGAAGGAGCAGAUGCAGAAGAGGAAUGGAGGGAAACCUGUGGAUGAAAGAUACUUGUUCCAUGGAACAGAUGAGACCCUGGUUGAUGCCAUUUGUGAUCAGAAUUUUGAUUGGAGAAUGUGUGGGGUCCAUGGAACAGCCUACGGCAAAGGGAGCUACUUUGCCAGAGAUGCGUCCUACUCAGACAGAUACUCCAGAGCGAAAGGGAGUCUGAACAAGAUCAUGUUUGUGGCUCUGGUCCUGGUKGGGGAAUACACGCUUGGAAAGACGAGCUACGUGCGACCACCUCUGAAGGAAGGCAGCAGCACUUUCUACGACAGCUGCGUUAACUCCAUGAGUGACCCUGGCAUAUUUGUUCUCUUUGAAAAACAGCAGAUUUAUCCAGAAUAUAUUAUUAAGUAUGUGUAAAUAGUUUUGUAAGGAAAACUUCAGUGUUUUCCUUUGAGAGGGAAAAAAAAAACCCUCCAGCCAGGGAUCUCUCGUAGAUUUUCUGGUAACAGUGAAAGGUUUGAAGUUCAUAAAAGUCUUAUCUUUAAUCGCUGAGGCUGCCUAUUGUGUAAAGACCCAUCACUACAUUUAUAUUCUCUCUUUACACCUAACUUAAAUCUCUGUAUUUAGUUUUCCUUGCUUGUGAGCUUAGGUUUUCUCUGAGCAAAUACACAUUUCUUAUAGUGAAAAAGACUUCCAACAGGCACACUGAUAAAAUCUUCUCUACGAGUUCUUUUUUCUUUUUUUUUUUGUAAAACAUAAAGAGCUGAUGUAGUUCUCCUGUUGACUGGGUCGUAGUAUUUUAUUCAGACCAGUGCUAGGUGAGGUUGAGGUCCUAAUUUGUUUGCCUACUUACCAGUUCUCCAAGCAUUUGCAGAUAUAUGACAUGUCUGGACCCUUUUUAAUAUAUAUAUAUAAAACUGCUUUUAACACAAAUAUGAUCAUUUGAUCAAAAGGUUGCCUAUAAUAAAAUGGAGUAGACUUUAGGAGUACAGUUACCUCCACAGGCACCAGUAAACCUCUAGAUACUGUGAUUUUAUGAGCUGUUUGAAGGUUUGGAUUCACUUUCUGCUGUGUCACUGUGAAGUGAUUCUUUCAGCAGCACAAAUUUAAGAAAACAUUUGGGGUAAAAAAAAAGUAAAAAUGCUUAAUUUUUUUUGCUUAAAACCAAUUUAAGUACUAGCUAGUGCUCUUGUUCAAUAAAAAUUGUGCUAAUCACUUAUUAUGGCUUGAUGGAAGCUAAAGUUUCAUGUUCUAUAACUUAAAUAUUGUUCUAAUUUUUUUUUAGAUCAAAGGAGCAAAAAAAAAAAGGUUAGACUCAGUUUUGUUGUUUAGGCCCGGUUGUGGUGGUUCUUUUUUUUUCUUUCGGAGAAUGUUUGGGAAAAAACGAGUGUUUAAGAGGGAACUAGCAUUAUAUGUAAAGGACUCCWGAUUGUUACUAAAUAAAGUCAUAAAUGACCAAAAUUA
Molecule: messenger RNA, 3313 nt
Organism: Austrofundulus limnaeus
Lineage: Eukaryota; Metazoa; Chordata; Actinopteri; Cyprinodontiformes; Rivulidae
Gene: parp12a
Product: poly (ADP-ribose) polymerase family, member 12a
Exons: 11
Coding region: 191-2266 (691 amino acids)
Cellular component (GO): nucleus
Molecular function (GO): metal ion binding; NAD+ poly-ADP-ribosyltransferase activity
Source: RefSeq, a predicted model, not a curated record